CUGAUUCCCAAAGCACUUCGGGAGAGCUAGUUCGUGAACAGUCCUUUGUUGCCGGUGGCUGAGGGAGCGAAUGAGAUUGCAGAACUACAACUCCCAGAAUAACCAGCGGCGGCCACCCGGAUGUAACGGCGUCCAGUUCCUAGUAGUAGAGGUUUUGUUGGGGUUGGUCUCGCCGAAUGUCAUAACGUCAUUUAAUUUAUUCCUUAUUUUAUUUUGUAUUUUGUUUGUUGGGGAUUGUGGCAGUUACCGGUAUGGAUUUCAUCGAAUAUAAAUAAACUAAAUAUAUAAAAAAAAUAUAAACUUCCCGACGCUAACACAGCAAUGUUUGGACGGUCUAGGAGCUGGGUCGGAGCAGGGCAAGGGAAAUCUAAAAGCAUUCACUCUCUGGACCACCUGAAAUACAUGUACCAUGUCCUGACGAAGAAUACCACAGUGACGGAUCAUAACCGGAACCUCCUCGUCGAGACCAUCCGGUCCAUAACGGAGAUUCUGAUCUGGGGUGAUCAGAAUGACAGCUCGGUGUUCGACUUCUUUUUGGAGAAGAACAUGUUCGCUUUCUUUCUGAACAUCCUCCGGCAGAAGUCUGGCCGCUACGUUUGUGUGCAGCUCCUGCAAACACUGAACAUCCUGUUUGAAAACAUCAGCCACGAGACGUCUCUCUAUUAUCUGCUGUCCAACAACCACGUCAAUUCCAUUAUCGUGCACAAAUUUGACUUUUCUGACGAGGAGAUCAUGGCAUACUACAUCUCCUUCCUGAAGACACUGUCCCUGAAAAUGAACAACCACACUGUGCAUUUCUUUUAUAAUGAGCACAGUAAUGAUUUUGCCCUGUACACCGAGGCCAUUAAGUUUUUCAACCACUCGGAGAGCAUGGUCCGGAUUGCAGUCAGGACCAUCACCCUCAACGUGUACAAAGUGGACAACCGGCUCAUGCUGCACUAUAUCAGAGACAAGACAGCUGUACCCUACUUCUCCAACCUGGUCUGGUUCAUAGGAAGCCAUGUGAUUGAGCUGGAUAACUGUGUGCAGACAGAUGAAGAGCACAGAAACCGUGGCAAGCUCAGUGACUUGGUGGCAGAGCACCUGGAUCACCUGCACUAUCUCAAUGAUAUCCUGAUCAUAAACUGUGAAUUCCUCAAUGACGUGCUGACAGACCACCUGCUCAACAGGCUCUUUCUGCCCCUUUAUGUUUACUCCUUGGUUAACCACGAGCAGGCCAAGCUUCUCCCUUUGGUAUCCAGACACGGUACCUGCCCUUAUCUCCAUGUUUCAACAAAACAACUGCUACAGAGUGGAGAUCGCCCAAGGAUCAGCUCUCAGGUGUCCCUUUACCUCCUCUCGCAGGUGUUUCUUAUAAUCCACUAUGCUCCGCUGGUGAACUCCUUGGCAGAUGUUAUUUUGAAUGGAGAUCUCUCUGUGUUUUCUCUGCAAGCUGAGCAAGAUGUACAGAAAAGCUGUGCGAACGCGAGCGUCCGGUGCUUCACGAAGCCUGCAGAGAGCUUGGAAAGAUCCUUGGAAAUAAACCGUCAAAGAGGAAGAAAGAAGGUGCAGAAAAGACCCAACUAUAAGAAUGUGGGGGAGGAAGAGGAAGAGGAGAAAGGGCCCGAGGAGGCCCAGGAAGACCCAGACAAGGCUAAAGGUACAGAGGCUAGUUCAAAAGGCAACAAGACAAGUGGGGACAACGAAGAAAUAGAGAUGGUGAUAAUGGAGAGGUGUAAGAUUUCACAGAUAUCUAGGUUGACGGAACAGAACACGACGGAUGAGGAGAAGACGGCAGCGGCUGCAGCUGCUGGGAUCGAGGCCCAGAAGAGCAGACCCUUUCUGGAUAUGAUUUAUAAUGCACUGGACUGCUCAACGGACGAUUACUAUGUCCUCUUUGUCCUCUGUCUCCUCUACGCCAUGUCCCACAGUAAAGGUAUCGCCUCACAGCUGCUGGAGAAGAUCCAGCUCCCGGCACAGCAGGCAGAGAGGAGCUCGUACAGCCACGUGCUGGCAGAGCGACUCAUCAGGAUCAUGAACCAGGCAGCACAGCCAGAUGGGAAGAUUCGCUUGGCCACCCUGGAACUGAGCUGCCUCUUGCUGGAGCAGCUGGUGCAGUCCAGUAGUGACGGCAUCAUUAAAGACGUGCACCUCGCCUGCUUGGAGGGGGCCAAAGAGGAGAGUAUUCACCUGCUGCGUCGCUUUUAUAAGGGAGAAGAAAUUUUCCUGGAUAUGUUUGAAGAUGAACACAGGAGUAUGACGAGUAAACCGUUGAAUGUGGAGUACCUGAUGAUGGACGCCUCCAUCCUUCUUCCCCCCACGGGAACCCCUUUGACAGGGAUUGACUUUGUGAAGAGACUGCCCUGUGGAGACGUGGAGAGGACCAGGAGGGCGAUCCGGGUGUUCUUCAUGCUGCGCUCCCUGUCGCUGCAUUUGAGGGCCGAGCCCGAGACUCAGCUUCCACUGACCAGAGAGGAGGACCUGAUCCAAACCGACGACGUGCUGGACCUGAAUAACAGCGACCUGAUCGCCUGCAUGGUGGUCUGGAAGGAUGGGGGGCAGGCCCAGCGCUUCCUGGCUGUGGACCUGUACCAGAUGAGCCUGGUGGAACCCGAGACCAAGCGCCUGGGCUGGGGGGUCGUCAAGUUUGCCGGCCUGCUGCAGGACAUGCAGGUGACGGGGGUGGAGGACGACAGCCGGGCCCUGAACAUCAUCAUCCACAAGCCCACCUCGAACCCGCACGCCAAGCCCUUCCCCAUCCUGCAGGCCAACUUCAUCUUCGCUGACCACAUCCGCUGUAUCAUAGCCAAGCAGCGACUGGCCAAGGGGCGCAUCCAGGCACGACGCACCAAAAUGCAGAGGAUAGCCGUGCUGCUGGACCUCCCUGUCCAGCCCUCGGCAGAUGUCCUGGGUUUCUCUCGGAGCUCGGCAGCCUCGUCUCAGCACCUGCCCUUCCGCUUCUACGAACAAUCCCGCCGCGGGCUGAGUGACUCCACCAUGCCGCACUCUGUCUUCACCUCCGUGGACAAGGUCCCAGGCUUCGCUGUGGCCCAGUGUAUAAACCAGCACAGUCCCCCCCGGAUGCCGUCGUCCUCCUCCCUGUCCAGCGCCAGUGGGAGUGGGAGUGGGAGCACUGGGUGUUGCGACUCUGUCACAACCAGCACCAUCUCCACCCCCUCAGCCACACAGAGCCCCUCCGGUCUGGCAGGAAAGGAAGACGACGAGUGUUUAGUCUGUCUGAUGCUGAGAGUCGCGGUGGACACUGGGUUUAGGUCUCCAAGCAAAUCCCAUCCAGGCACGUCCCUCUGUCACAUUCACAUAGAUGAGCCUGCCUUCCCCGACGCGGUCCAGUAUGUGGAUGAGACUGGCUCUGUGGUUCCUGCUCCCGGACGAGCCCUCGCCCCCAGCCUGACCCCCGCGCACCAGCCCACCAUCUCUCUGCUCUCCGACGACACGGACUCCCUGAGUGUGGAGUCCCUGACCCUCCUCCCUCCCACCGACCCCCAGCACAUCCACCGCAUCGGCUCCGAGCCGGGGGGGAGCCCGGAGGAACCAGAUGAGCCCGAGGCAGCCAGCGUCGAGCUGUGACCUCAUCCAGAGCUGACCUGUUACAUCACCCAGCGUCGAGCUGUGACCUCAUCCAGAGCUGACCUGUUACAUCACCCAGCGUCGAGCUGUGACCUCAUCCACAGCUGACCUGUUCAAUCACCCAGCGUCGAGCUGUGACCUCAUCCAGAGCUGACUUGUGACCCCACCCACCGCUCAGUGAUGCAGCAGCUCGAUUGGACAGCCCCAUUCCUGGUCUCUGCGUUGUGUAAAUAUGGAGAAGGGGGGACCGUCAGUGUUGUGGCUUUUCUGCUUCUGUCUUUAUGUUUGCAUGGUUGCUAUCACACGAGAGACUGCUUUCAGAGACGUCCAGAGCGUGGGAAGCACUGCAGCCGUGGGAAGAUAAAGCACAUUGAGUUGUUCAUUUUCAGUUGUGGGGAGAUCUGUGUGGAUGUGUGAUGCUUGUAGGUAUACCCCGAAGCCGCUGUUGUAAGUUGUCAGUCACGCCAAAAAUUACAGUAGCCGCCAGCCGCCAUCCGCAGUCAGAUUUUUUUCUGACUGACAAAUGAAGAAACCAGACAGCUGCAGGACCAUUCUGAGUCUGUACUGGCAGGCCAGAUCUGUGACGGUAUGAUUUCCAUUUAGAAAGCAUUAUUCAUAAUGGGGUUUUUUUACUAAUAUAAACCCCCUUCUUUCACACGAAUUUCCAAAUUUAAAAGCACACUGAUGGGCUGCAACUCACUGAAAUACUUUUAUCUAUGGAUAAAUUAGAAAAACGUCUAGACGAAUUAAUCCUAAUUUUACAAGUAGUGAAUAUAAAACAAGAGCUUUCUUUACAGCCACUUGUUAAGUAGUAAAAAAUAAGAACUUCAGACACUGUGAGAUUGGGUUGGGUUUUAAGCGAAUGUCAAUCCACAGCAGACACGACUUGGAAACGAUGGGAAAGACUGGAACUAAAUACAUGACCCGCCCGUGCAUUGCUAUUGGACAGGCUAGAGAUGGGCGGGCUGUCCCGUGCAUUGCUAUUGGACGUGCUAGAGAUGGGCGGGCUGUCCCGUGCAUUGCUAUUGGACGUGCUAGAGAUGGGCGGGCUGUCCUAUUACAAAACGGGUCUUGUUUUGAUAAAAGGUUACCACCCUGACCUCCGGAAACUCUGUUGUAGAUCAGAGUCAUUGAACAUCCCUAUAUAUCCAGUAGUUUUGUUGUUAAUAUCAUUAUUAGUAGUAGUAAUUGUACAGUUGUAGAAUUUUUUUUUUUUUAGUAGUAUAGUUGAACUGAUAUUUUCAACAUGAUUUUAUUGUUAUACAUUUAACUUCCUGCAAUCUCAGUUUUGAUCCUUUUUGUUUAUUAACUUUUAAGUAUUUUAAAGUGCAACAUGAUGAUGAUGAUUAUUAUUAUUAUUAUUAUUAUUAUUAUUAAAAUCUGUGUUAUGCGCAGGUCACCACUUACCUUGUAUUAACUUUUAUUUGUUUUUUCCUUUUAAAACAGUCCGGUGAACUUGACAGAAAAUGCUUUAUAAACACAGCUCAUAAUCUUCAUGUAUGUAUGAGCUUGGUGAUGCUGGGAUGUGUCACAUAGAAUUCAGACGUGUUGUUGGCUUUGUUUUACAACGUAUAGAGUAGCAGGACCUCGAUAAUAUUUCUUUGCUUUAUGUGUAUGUAAAGACCACCACCUUCUCACAGAUUUGUGCCACAGAAUAAUUUAGUGAACAAAGCGUUAUUUAUCAUAAAAACAGACCAACAAAAAUAGCUUCAAAUGUUCAGGUUGUGUGAAUGCGGGACCUGUUUUUAUGUCAUUUUUGAAAGCCAGCAACAGUGCACUUUUUUCAUUUUAAUGCUGGAUAUGUAGACUGCAUAAGGUUUAUUUUUGCUUAUUAAUAAACCUAUUUUUGCGUAAUCGGAAAGGAGAUGUCUUGCUGCUGCUUGAUGCACCACCCGCGAGCCACCCUGCCAUUGUCUUUCUUCAGGAUGUCUUUGUAGUCGUUCAGUUUGCAAUCCUAUAAUAAUCGAUGCUGCUGCACCUCAUGAACUUUUCGUCAUCCGCGAGGAGUAACCUGUUUCGAGGCGUGACGUAUUUGAGGUGUGUGUUUGAUGUGUGUCAAGGGUGUUAACUUUGCUUCUGAUUGGUCAGUUACAUUCCAGUCGCGCGACGAAAAAAAAAAAAAAUAAACAGGUUCUGUUUAUCAGUCAGUCACAAUUUGAAAUUCAGCUGACUUCAGGGUAUACUUGUAGGCUGGUAUGAAUGCUUGUAGGGAUGUGCAUGUGUCUGUUUUUGCUAGGCAUUGAGCCUCCUUUGUCUCAAAAAUGUAAUUAAAAAUAAAUUAUGAAUGUAACAAAAUAUCAAUUAAAAGUGAUUCUGGUGAAAUGCUUUACAACACUGUCGAGUUUCAGGUGAAGUAUAUUUGAGAGAUGUUGGUGAAAGCUGCUGUUCAAGGCGGGGUGGUGGGGGGUGUGAUACCCCUGAUCAGGUAAAGCUUAUUAUUAAUAUAUGUAUAUAUAUACUGUUGUGGGUUUUCAACUCGUCUGUCCCAUUUGCAAAUACUGUUUUCACAGUAUUGCCUCCUGUUAAUAAAAAAUAAAAAAAACAUUCAUUUCUCAUAAUUUUUUAUUUUGUUUUAUG
Molecule: messenger RNA, 6144 nt
Organism: Acipenser ruthenus (sterlet)
Lineage: Eukaryota; Metazoa; Chordata; Actinopteri; Acipenseriformes; Acipenseridae
Product: protein CLEC16A
Exons: 25
Coding region: 322-3567 (1081 amino acids)
Biological process (GO): endosomal transport; regulation of autophagosome maturation; endosome to lysosome transport
Cellular component (GO): endolysosome membrane; late endosome
Source: RefSeq, a predicted model, not a curated record